Molecule: messenger RNA, 924 nt
Organism: Erigeron canadensis
Lineage: Eukaryota; Viridiplantae; Streptophyta; Magnoliopsida; Asterales; Asteraceae
Product: protein RGF1 INDUCIBLE TRANSCRIPTION FACTOR 1-like
Exons: 5
Coding region: 1-924 (307 amino acids)
Molecular function (GO): zinc ion binding
Source: RefSeq, a predicted model, not a curated record
AUGGCUUCAGUUUCCAUUAUGGCUGCAAUUGGACAUGGAUUUAGUCUGAAAUAUAUCCAAGGAACAUUGUUGCAUAUCCUUGCAACUUUAAGCGUAUUUCAGUAUUUGACUUCAGAUAUAACAAGUUUAGGGGGAAUUUCCUUACGUCCUGAUCAAGUGGUUGACUCAUUGUCUUCUACAUGUACUAUGCCAUUGUGGUUGAAAUCCCUUUUUUCUGAGGAAUUUUACAAUGCUUGUGGGUUUCAUGAAAAUGAGAAAAAGAAUGAGAGAAAUUUGUUUUGUAUUGAUUGUUGUGCUGGAAUUUGCUCUCAUUGUUCCAAAGACAAACUUCAUCGUUCUCAUCAUUUAAUUCAGAUAAGGAAGUAUAUGUAUCAAGGUGUUAUCAAAGUUGAAGAUGCUGGAAAAUUGAUGAACUGUUCAUCAAUUCAACCAUACAUAUCAAAUAGUGCAAAAGUUGUGUUUUUACAUCCAAGGCAACAAUUCCCACAAACAAAAGUAUGUAAAAUCACAGGAAAUAGAUGUGGCAGCUGUAACAGAGCCCUUCAAGAAAAAUAUCAAUUUUGCUCCAUCUUUUGCAAGAUCACUAAUGAAAUGAGCAGUGGAGAAAUGAUGUCUGAAAACUUGCACGAAAGUGAGGUGUCUUCAUCACCCGAACCGGGUUCAGAAGAUGGUCUAAUGACACCCGAGUCGGUCCUUGAACCAUUUGCCUCCUUGAGGACUUCAUCCAGCUCAAGCGCCAGUUGUGGACCGGUUGACUGUUUGGCUUUUCUUUCCACUGCAACUACUGAAAUUGUGAAGAAAAAGAGAACCCCAAAGCCGACAAUUCUUGCGGCCGCAACAGCUAGUAACACGGGUACAUCGCUGUCGCGGCAAUUGUUGGCGAACCGGCGCAAAGUAUUCCCCUGCAGGUCGCCACUUUAUUGA